CUGCGUUCUACUUCUGCCGGCAUCUAAUGAACUCCCUGUUGAAACGUCUUCCUCGCAGCCGCCUUGCCGCCACUCGCCGGAGCAGCCGCCGCCUCUACCACACACAAACCCACCCGCACCCUCUCCUCGCCACAUUCUCUCGCCUCUGCGUCGAGGGGCCCUUCCGCGCCGCGCUCGCCCUGCUCCCUGACCUCGCCUCGGCGGGGCUCCGCGCGGACCCCGUCUCCCUCACCCGCCUCGUCAAGCUCUGCGUGCGCCACGGCACGGCAAGCGACGGCCGGCUCAUCCACCGCCACGUCGCGGACCAUGGAGCCCUGUCGCACGGCGCCGGCGCCGGCGCUGGCGGCCUCUUCGUCUCGAACUCGCUCGUGUCGAUGUACGUCAAGUUCGGCCUGCUCGACGACGCGCUCAGGCUGUUCGACGGAAUGCCGGAGAGGAACGUCGUCACCUGGACGACCGUCGUCGCGGCGCUGGCCAACGCCGAAGGGAGGAAGGACGAGGCGCUGAAGUUCCUGGUGGCCAUGCGGAGGGACGGGGUGGCUCCCAACGCCUACACGUUCUCAAGUGUCCUCGGCGCGUGUGGCACGCCCGGGGUGCUCGCGGCCAUGCACGCCAGCACUGUCAAAGUUGGGCUGGAUUCGGACGUGUUCGUGCGGAGCUCAUUGAUCGACGCGUACAUGAAGCUUAGGGAUUUGGAUGGCGGGCGUGGUGUCUUUGACGAGAUGGUGACGGGGGAUUUAGUUGUGUGGAAUUCAAUCAUUGCAGGGUUCGCACAGAGUGGAGAUGGUGCUGGGGCGAUAGAGCUGUUUGUGAGGAUGAAGGAUGCUGGAUUCUUGGCUAACCAGGGCACCUUGACAAGUGUCCUAAGGGCGUGCACGGGGAUGGUCAUGCUUGAAGUCGGGAGGCAGGUGCAUGCUCAUGUGCUCAAGUAUGAGAAGGACUUGAUUCUGCACAAUGCGCUUCUUGACAUGUACUGCAAGUGCGGAACUCUGCAGGAUGCGGAUGCCUUGUUCCGCAGGAUGCCGGAGAGGGAUGUAAUCUCAUGGAGCACUAUGAUCUCCGGUUUGGCACAGAAUGGGAGAAGCACCGAGGCAUUGAGGGUUUUCGACUUGAUGAAAUCUGAAGGAGUCGCACCGAACCGCAUAACAUUGGUUGGAGUUCUCUUUGCCUGCAGUCAUGCUGGUCUAGUGGAAGAUGGAUGGUACUACUUCAAGUCAAUGGAGAAGCUCUUUGGCAUUCGACCUGAGAGAGAACACCACAACUGCAUGGUCGAUCUCCUUGGCCGAGCAGGGAAGCUCGAUGAGGCUGUGGAAUUCAUCCAAAAGAUGAGCCUUGAUCCAGACUCAGUUAUUUGGAGGACUCUCCUAGGCGCUUGCAGGAUGCAUAAAAAUGCCAAUCUUGCAGCCUACGCAACCAGAGAAAUACUUAAACUGGAGCCUGAUGACCAAGGUGCUUGUGUAUUGUUGUCAAACACAUAUGCGGAUCUGCGGCAGUGGACAGAUGCUGAGAAGUCAUGGAAAGCGAUGAGAGACCGAGGUAUGAAGAAAGAACCAGGAAGAAGCUGGAUUGAGGUGGAGAGACAGGUCCAUGUGUUCAUUGCUGGUGACUUGUCACACCCAUCCUCAGACUUCAUAGUUCAGGAAUUGAACCGGUUGAUUGGAAGGAUCAACGCUCUUGGUUAUGUUCCGCAGACAGAAUUUGUGCUGCAGGAUCUCGCAAUCGAGCAGAAGGAAGAUCUGCUGAAAUAUCACAGCGAGAAGUUGGCCAUAGCAUUUGGAACUAUGCAUGCUAUGGAAGGGAAGCCUAUCAGAAUCAUGAAAAAUUUGAGGAUCUGCGGUGACUGCCAUGCAUUCGCGAAGCUAGUCUCCAAGAGCGAAGGCAAGGUGAUCAUCAUCAGGGACCCUGUUCGGUUCCAUCAUUUCCAGGAUGGAGCUUGCUCCUGUGGUGACUACUGGUAGCCAGAAGCCAGUAUAUACGGCGUUCUUAAUUGGCCUCACUUUAUGAGGUUAGUGGGGUUUUUUUAUACUUGUGAGGUUAGUGGUCACUGGAGACAAGUACUGCUUCUUUGAUCCUUGUGAAAGUGGAUAUCCUCUCUGUUCACUGGUGCCCAGAAUUAUGUAGAUUUUCUGUCUAUUGAAAGAAGAGUAAGAAAAGAAUGUUUUCUAGUCAAAAAGAGCAAAGGCAAAAAAAGAUUAAAAAGGUUACAUGUCAAGGCCCAUGAAAGGCCCACCGGGCCACCCUUCUCCCUGGUCCACCUCAUCAUCUACGCGGCAUCGCAACAGGCGCCGCAAGCGCCCCGAAAACUAAACGACGCCGGAGUUUCCGCCGCCGUCCGUCGAGCCCCAGCCACGGCCCGUGGAGGCGGCCGGUGACACGGCGCCGACAUUAAUAGAGCAGAGGAGGAGCGGGGCGGUGUUACUGAGGCGCGGCGAGAUGUCGGUGCGGAUAAAGGCGGUGGUGGACAAGUUCGUGAGGGAGCUCAAGGAGGCGCUGGACGCGGACAUCCAGGACCGCAUCAUGAAGGAGCGGGAGAUGCAGAUCUACAUCGCGGAGCGCGAGCGCGAGGUCGCCGAGCGGAAGGCCGCGUGGAAGGCUGAGCUCUCCCGUCGCGAGGCUGAAAAUCGCGCGACAAGAAGCCAGGCUGAAGAUCGAAAGGGAGAACCUGGAGAAAGAGAAGAGCGUCCUCAUGGGGACGGCCUCAAACCAGGACAACCAAGAUGGGAGCCCUAGAGAUCACAGUCAGCGGCGAGAAGUACAGGUGCCUCCGGUUCUCCAAGGCGAAGAAAUGAGACCUUCGCUGGGCUUGGCUACCACGACGCUACUGAACUAGUCACUGAUAGUACCUCUAUUUACAAUCUGGAACUGUGCGAGAAAUUCUGAAAUCUGCCUGGACGAGUAAUGGGCAAUCUCUCUCGUCUGGGGUGACUGGCUGGCUGCAUCCCUCCUGUUCCUAACUGAUAGCUAGGGUCACUGAACCAACGCAAACCUGAACAUGACGCGGUCCAGUACCGCCAAUCAAGUGCCCCUUGGGUCACUGUAGCAUGGAUCUCCCGUUUCAUCCUAAUCUGACUGCCAACUUUGAUCCAUCUUGAAGAUGAAACCCUGCACAGUCUCCAUCUUA
This is a messenger RNA of Panicum virgatum (switchgrass), 3121 nucleotides long. Its product is annotated as pentatricopeptide repeat-containing protein At2g03880, mitochondrial-like. Gene Ontology annotation, biological process: RNA modification. Lineage: Eukaryota; Viridiplantae; Streptophyta; Magnoliopsida; Poales; Poaceae. Bases 27 to 1958 code for a protein of 643 amino acids. The transcript is spliced from 2 exons. The record is from RefSeq and is a predicted model, not a curated record. Gene Ontology annotation, molecular function: protein binding; zinc ion binding; RNA binding.